GAGAACAACUAAAAUAUGCUUUUUUUCUUUUUUUUAUUAUAUGAUUGCUCCAUCUAUUGAGAAAAUAAAAUAAUACUUUUAUUUAAAAGAAAAUCUUAAAUUUUGGUUAGACAUGUAAUACGUGUGGUUUUUGCAUUAUUCUUUCACAUAUCUCCUUGUUUUUAUUAGUAUCUUUAAUAGUUUUUUAAAACUCUGUAAAUAUAUAUUCUUAAGAUAUUUAAAGUAAUAUCAAGUGUAUAUUUAUAUAUCUGAUGUAACAAAGAUAUAGGUUAUAAUUUUGAGAUUAUUAAUACAAUGGAUUUAUCAAAAAUUCCAAAUGAUAAAAAAUUAUAUCUUUGCAAAUGGUAUUUUAGAGCUGGAUUUGUUUUUCUACCAUUUCUUUGGGCUGUGAAUGCUAUUUGGUUUGCAAAAGAAGCUUUCGUCGAACCACAUUAUGAGGAACAAAAACAAAUUAAAAGAUAUGUAAUAUUUUCUGCAAUUGGAGCAGCUAUAUGGUCAGCUGCUCUUUUAGCAUGGAUUAUUACAUUUCAAACACAAAGAGCAGCAUGGGGUGAAUUUGCAGAUUCUAUUAGUUACAUAAUUCCAACUGGCAUUCCUUGAUGUUAAAAUAUAUCUAUCUUUGUAUAUUAAGUGAUUAUUAUAAUAUAAAUUUUUAUUGUACAAAUUAAAAUAAAAUAAGACUGUU
This is a messenger RNA of Apis dorsata (giant honeybee), 685 nucleotides long. RefSeq names its product gamma-secretase subunit pen-2 (gene pen-2). NCBI's taxonomy places the organism in Eukaryota, Metazoa, Arthropoda, Insecta, Hymenoptera, Apidae. Bases 295 to 600 code for a protein of 101 amino acids. The transcript has 3 exons. Gene Ontology annotation, biological process: Notch receptor processing. The record is from RefSeq and is a predicted model, not a curated record. Gene Ontology annotation, cellular component: gamma-secretase complex.